Odontomachus brunneus is the source of this 2993-nucleotide messenger RNA. RefSeq names its product DNA mismatch repair protein Msh2 (gene spel1). Bases 152 to 2920 code for a protein of 922 amino acids. Gene Ontology annotation, molecular function: mismatched DNA binding; ATP-dependent DNA damage sensor activity; ATP binding. NCBI's taxonomy places the organism in Eukaryota, Metazoa, Arthropoda, Insecta, Hymenoptera, Formicidae. The record is from RefSeq and is a predicted model, not a curated record. The transcript has 15 exons. Gene Ontology annotation, biological process: mitotic recombination; mismatch repair. Gene Ontology annotation, cellular component: MutSalpha complex; nucleus.
AAAUCGUUUAUCUCUACGCGCGAAUCAGUAUUCAUGAGUGCGUGAACAGUGAAUGAAAGUGUGUAACGGAAUAUUGUAAUUUAAGAUAUUAUAAGUAAUAUCUUUUUUGUACCUUGCUUACUGCUUGUAUUACAUUCUAUUUAUUAUAAUCAUGGCGGUGCAACCUAAUCAACAAUUUAGUAUGGAUCCUCCUACACAACAGGGUUUUGUCCGAUUCUUUAAAAGUCUUCCGGAGAAAUUAAACACAACUAUACGGUUUUUCAAUAGAUCGGAUUAUUAUACAGUGCAUGGAAGUGAUGCCUUGUUUGCUGCACAAGAAGUAUUUAAAACAACAUCUGUUUGCAAGAUGAUUGGAGCUGAGCCACAUAAAACGGAAGGAGUUAUACUCAAUAAAGGUCACUUUGAAACAUUUGUGCGUGACUUGUUGUUGGUAAAGCAAUAUAGAGUAGAAGUUUAUGUCAAUCAAGGCUCCUCUAAGAAUCAAAAUUGGAUCUUGGAGUACAAAGGCUCGCCAGGCAACUUAUCUCAUUUCGAAGAUAUUUUAUUUGGUAAUAAUGACAUAGCUGUGGGUGUAUCUGUAAUAGCUGUGAAACUGGGUAUAGAAGGAAAAUCCAGAGUCGUCGGUUUAAGCUGUGUGGACGUGGUUUCAACGUUAAUUUCAGUUGCUGAGUUUCAAGAUAAUGAGUCAUUUUCGAAUUUAGAAGCACUCGUUGUAACUCUUGCACCAAAAGAAUGUUUAUUAAUUCAAGGGGAAGGCAGUUAUGAAUUCCAGAAUCUUAAACAGCUAAUGGAAAGAAGCAACGUAUUGGUGACUGUAAGGAAAAAAAAUGAAUUUUCCAGUGAUUCAAUUAUAGAAGAUUUAAACACAUUGAUAAAAUUUAAAAAGGGACAAAAACAAGAUGCUCAAUCUUUAUCUGAAGUUAAUUUAAGUAUAGCUAUGUCUGCCACAUCUGCUCUCAUCAAGUAUUUAGAUUUGACAUCAGAUGAAGGUCAUAUGAAUCAGUUUGUCCUAAAACAAGUGGAGCAAUCACGAUAUUUAAGAUUGGAUUCUGCGGCAAUAAAAGCUCUUAACAUCGAGCCUCGUGUUGAUUCAGCCUCCAAUUUACAUGGGAAUCCCGCCGCCAGUAUUUUAACAUUACUAGAUAAAUGUAGAACUGCACAGGGUCAUAGAUUGAUCGCACAAUGGGUUCGUCAGCCUCUUAGAGACUUAUCUCUAAUAAAAGAACGACAUGACGUCGUUGAAUUAUUAGUGAAAAACAAUGAAUUGAGAUCUACUCUUUGCGAAGAUUAUCUGAGACGUAUACCUGAUUUGCAACAACUUGCAAAGAAGCUGGCUAGGAAAAAGUCAGUGUUGCAAGACUGUUAUAAAAUUUACUUGUGCGUAUCAUACUUGCCGAAGUUAUUAGAGCAACUUGCAUCAGAAGCGAAUCUGGCUGCACUAAAAGCGAUGAUAAUAGAUCCUUUGAAAGAACUUAUUGAGGAUAUGGAUAAAUUUCAACAAUUAGUGGAACAAACAAUCGAUUUAGAUGCUGCUGAGAAGGGAGACUUCAUGGUUAAUGCAGGAUUUGCGGAUGACUUUAAAGCUCUAAAAGAUGCCAUGGAUGAAACAGAGGAAAUAAUACAACAACAACUCAGUAAAGUGGCGGAUGAUCUCCUUUUGGAGGCAGGGAAAACGAUAAAAUUAGAAUCUAAUCAACAAUUCGGUUAUUACUUCCGUAUCACAUUAAAGGAAGAGAAAAUACUCCGGAAUAAGAAACAUUACAACAUUUUGGAUUCUAACAAAGCUGGUGUGAGAUUCCGAAAUAGUAAAUUAAGUGAAUUGAAUGAUGAUUUUAUAGCUGUCAGAAAUAAAUACAUGGAUAAACAGAAAGAUGUUAUUGCUGAGAUUAUGGGAAUUGCAGCUGGUUAUAGUGAAACAGUACGUGCUAUCGGUGGCGUAUUGGCAUGUCUCGACGUUCUCACUGCAUUUGCUUCUGCUGCAGUAAGUGCUAACAAAGUGUAUGUGCGCCCUAAUAUGGUGCCAAGUGAAGAAGGUGAACUGAAUCUCGUUCAAAUUAGACAUCCGUGUCUGGAGAUGCAACAAGGAAUAGACUACAUUGCUAACGAUGUUAAUUUUAAGCGAGAUCAGUGUCAUUUUUGUAUUAUAACUGGGCCAAAUAUGGGAGGUAAAAGUACUUACAUUAGAUCUGUUGGUGUAACCGCACUGAUGGCUCACAUUGGUAGUUUUGUCCCUUGUGAUGAGGCAACUAUAUCAUUAUUAGACUGUAUAUUGGCUCGAGUGGGAGCUGAUGAUUCUCAGUUGAAAGGAUUGUCGACAUUUAUGAUGGAGAUGAUAGAAAGUGUUGCUAUUUUAAAAACGGCAACAUGUAACUCUUUAGUAAUUAUCGAUGAAUUGGGUAGAGGAACAUCAACCUAUGAGGGUUGCGGAAUCGCUUGGUCGAUAGCAGAAUAUUUGGCAAAGGAAAUUAAAUCGUACUGUCUUUUUGCUACACAUUUUCACGAGAUCACCAAACUAGCAGAAGAAAUACCUACUGUAAAAAAUCAACAUGUCACUGCUCUUGUUGAGGAUAACAAGUUGACAUUACUUUAUAAAGUAAAACCGGGAAUUUGCGAUCAAAGUUUUGGUCUACAUGUCGCAAAAAUGGCCAAUUUUCCUCAAGAUGUAAUAGAGUUUGCUAAAAGAAAACAAGCAGAACUUGAAGAUUAUCAAGGUGUAGUUUUUGAAGGAUCUGAUAAUUCCCAGAAGAAACAAAAGAUUAUUCAGGAAGCUGAAACACUAAUUUCACAAUUUCUUACAAAAUGCAAUUCUUUGGAUCAAUCUUUAUCUGAUGCCGAUUUAGUAAAACAGAUAUCAUCACUGAAGGAAGAUGUCCUUUCUCACAAAAACUCUUACAUUGAAGCAUUAUUCACCGCAUCUUAAGUAAAAUCAAGAAUUGUAUUGUGUUAGCAAUGCAUUAUAGAAAAAAGAUAAUAUGAUAAAUAGUAUUAUUUUU